AUGUCAACGGCUUCUAAAGUCACGCUAGGGGCAUCCAUAGCUUUUGCUGUAGGGGCUUUUGUAUUUAUAAAUUAUUCGCAGCAAACAGAAAGAGCGGCAUUACGUCAAGGACCAAUAAAGGACGCUGAGCGAAUUCAGGCAAAGAGGGAAAAAUCGAAAAAGCAAAAAGCUAAUGAAGCUGAACAUAAAGAACAAAUUGAAUUAAAAGCAAAGUAUUUGGAAAUACAGCCCUUAAAUAGUGAGAUCAUUCGUGGUACCGAUGAACUGAGUAAAUAG
Molecule: messenger RNA, 276 nt
Organism: Lodderomyces oxycetoniae
Lineage: Eukaryota; Fungi; Ascomycota; Pichiomycetes; Serinales; Debaryomycetaceae
Exons: 1
Coding region: 1-276 (91 amino acids)
Biological process (GO): mitochondrial respiratory chain complex IV assembly
Cellular component (GO): mitochondrion
Source: RefSeq, a predicted model, not a curated record